This is a messenger RNA of Aspergillus udagawae, 225 nucleotides long. RefSeq lists its product as uncharacterized. The transcript is spliced from 4 exons. Lineage: Eukaryota; Fungi; Ascomycota; Eurotiomycetes; Eurotiales; Aspergillaceae. The coding region runs from base 1 to 225 and encodes 74 amino acids. The record is from RefSeq and is a predicted model, not a curated record.
AUGGCCGGCCCUAGCAAGUCCCUGGUCCUUGACCCGGCCUUCCAGAAAUACUACGAACUCAACGCAAACCGCUACAAGUACUUCCGCUGGACCCCGCGCCAUGCCUGGUUAUCGUUCAUCUACAUGAUUGCGAUCCCCGGUACAUUGGGCUACAUUGCCUACAAGACAGAUGGCAAAUACGAAUUCCGCGGGAAGCGACGAGGCGAUCCCAUUCUCGAAUACUAG